AUUUUCAAGCUUCUUUUUUCUUUCUCAACCAUAAACAAGUGUUCCCUUCUUGCUGCUUAUGGUUAUUUUCCCUUCCUUUCGUACGAUUAUCAUGAGAUAUCACAUCAAAAAGUAUUAGUAUGGAUGAGCAGUCAUUCCGCCACACUUUAUUUUAUAAAGAUGGUUGAAUGGAGCAAACUCAUUCAGAGGAGUUGAUGAAACAGAGAAGUCUAAUGGUUACGACUGUUCAGUUGCAUAUAGACCAAGUUAUCUAUGUCGAAGAUCUACUCAAAUGGCCUACAUCGCAUCAAAAUCAGAUAAGUUAUACAAAAUGGCAGUUGAUGGUAUAAAAGACCUUUUUGAUAGAAUCAUGGAUGAACAUAAUAAGUUGGUCAAAGAUAAUGGAUCUUCACAAGUUCUGAAUUGUGAACCUCAGGAAGAUAAUAACAGAAUUCAGCAGUUGCAUCAACCAUUAGUUGAAAAUCCAAAUAUAUCACAAACUAAAGGAAGACCUCCCAAAGAUGAUAAAGGGAAAGGAAAAGUUAGCAGUACGGGUAGACUACUGGCUGGGAUUGAAUCGUCUACUGCUAACAAAAAAAGAAAGUGUUCAGUUUGCCAAGACACAACGCACGACAAAAGAAUCUACCCCAAAAAGGCAGAUAUGGAGCAAUUAAAAAUCAGUGAACCAAGUACAAACUCCAGCAAUGAGGAUACCAUUUCACUUGAGAUACAAUAG
Molecule: messenger RNA, 715 nt
Organism: Papaver somniferum (opium poppy)
Lineage: Eukaryota; Viridiplantae; Streptophyta; Magnoliopsida; Ranunculales; Papaveraceae
Exons: 2
Coding region: 272-715 (147 amino acids)
Source: RefSeq, a predicted model, not a curated record